Molecule: messenger RNA, 912 nt
Organism: Penicillium chermesinum
Lineage: Eukaryota; Fungi; Ascomycota; Eurotiomycetes; Eurotiales; Aspergillaceae
Product: PIG-L family deacetylase
Exons: 1
Coding region: 1-912 (303 amino acids)
Biological process (GO): GPI anchor biosynthetic process
Cellular component (GO): endoplasmic reticulum
Molecular function (GO): N-acetylglucosaminylphosphatidylinositol deacetylase activity
Source: RefSeq, a predicted model, not a curated record
AUGUCGUUGCCAACAUCCAAUUUGACUGCCAUUGCAGUAGCCCUCAGUGCGCUUCUCCUCUUCUGGAGCUUUUCGGCGACUUCGUCAUCCCCCUUCACCCGCAAUUUCCCAAGCCUCCAUGGCAAGCGAAUCUGCCUCUUAAUCGCACACCCUGAUGACGAAGCCAUGUUCUUCGCCCCGACAGUGCUGGCUCUUACCAAGCCCGAACUCGGCAACCACCUGAAGAUCCUCUGCCUCAGCACCGGCGACGCCGACGGCCUAGGCGAGACACGCAGGAAGGAACUCACAAAAAGCGCUCUCCACCUCGGUCUGCGCAGCGAGGAAGACGUCCUUGUCAUUGACGAUCCCUCUCGCUUCCCAGAUAGUAUGAGCAAGUCGUGGCCCGAAGAAGAUAUCUCCGGCCUGUUGGCGACCGCGUUCGCCCCAGAGGUCGCCGCAACUCUAAACGGUACUGCGAAGAAAAACUCGAGUAAACCUCCCUCCGCCACCAUCGACGUCCUCUUGACCUUUGACAAAGAGGGCAUUAGCAAUCACCCUAACCACCGCUCGCUGUACCACGGGGCCCGCCACUUUAUACGCAGCCUUAUGCAGGAUAAAGCUGGCUAUGCCUGUCCGAUUACCCUGUAUACCCUGACCUCGACUCCGAUGUACCGCAAGUAUGUGGGCGUGCUGGAUGUGCCAGUGACCAUGGUGCAGGGUGCUCUUGCGAAUACCUUUGCGCGGCUGUCAAGGGCGAAGAAGGAUGGGGCGGGUCCAGCGCGCUUGCUCUUCGUUAAUUCUAUUGCGGAGUGGUUCACUGCUCAGUCUGCUAUGACGAAGGGGCACAAGAGCCAGAUGGUCUGGUUCCGAUGGGGGUGGAUCACUAUUAGUCGAUACAUGUUCAUGAACGAUCUGAAGCAGGAGAGGGUCUAG